CUCCCCUCCCCUCCAUUAUGGCGGAAGGGCAAGCCGUGCGGAUGGGCCGUCUCUCCCUCUCCGAUGCUUGUUUCAUGUCUUGAGGGAGGGGUUUUAUUUUUGUUUUUCAAAAUCUCUCCGCGACGGCCCCGUUUCUUGUCAUAUAGACUGUUCUCGUGUUUUUCGGCCAAAUCAUGGCGGACCGCGGCGUGGAUUUGUCCGCCCUGCCGAAGGAGGUUCGAGACCAGUUGGCUGAGUUGGAUUUGGAGCUGUCUGAAGGUGACAUCACUCAGAAGGGCUAUGAAAAGAAGAGAGCCAAGCUGCUGGCCUCCUACAUCCCUCAGCUGCCAAAAGCGGACCUUUCUCUGCCAGAUGUACAGCCUUCCCCAAGCCACAGUGCCGACCCCAGCCCAAGUCCCGAGGCCCCGGGCCCCUCCACCUCUUCAGCCUCCAGACACCAUCGUGCACACCGCAGUGGAGGGGCCAGGGAUGAGCGCUACAGAUCAGACAUUCACACAGAAGCUGUGCAGGCAGCUCUGGCCAAACACAGAGAAGAGAAGAUGGCGCCCAUGCCCACCAAGAGACGCUCAUACUUUGUCCACUCUCCCAUGGAUAACUGCACGCCUCCAGAUACAUCCUCUGCAUCAGAGGAUGAAGGCUCGCUGCGCAGAAAGGCAGCUCUCAGUGCCGUGCUUGCCCAGACCCUCCAGAGCCCCGAUUACUGGAUUAACCGCUCCGUCCAAAGCUCUUCCACGUCCUCGUCUGCUUCCUCCACCCUCUCCCAUGGAGAGUCCAAGACCCAGCCUCAGCCGCAGCCUCAGCCGCAGCCUCAGCCUGGUGUCUCUCUGCUGGCCGACGUCCUGGCUCACACACGUAUAGAAAACAGUGUCCCCCCAGAUGUGACGUCCUCCACUCCACAGGAGAGAGGAUCCAGAGUGGAUCUUCCUCCAGCAAUCAGGGGGAUGAGCCGCGGACAGAGCCGCUCCAGCAUGCUGGAUACAGCUGAUGGAAAAAGAAAAGGCGUGCCGGUCAGCAGCCGGGUGUCCACCAAGAUCCAGCAGCUGUUGAACACUCUCAAAAGGCCCAAACGGCCCCCUCUCUGCGAAUUCUUCCUCGAUGACUCGGAGGAAAUAGUAGAAGUUCCACAGCCAGAUCCUAACACCCCCAAACCUGAGGGACGUCAAAUUAUCCCUGUGAAGGGGGAGCCUCUGGGAGUGGUCAGCAACUGGCCUCCUGCUCUGCAGGCUUCCUUGGCCCGUUGGGGGGCCAGCCAAGCUAAGAGCCCUGCACUCACUGCCCUGGACAUCACUGGGAAGCCUCUCUACACACUCACAUACGGCAAACUAUGGAGCCGUAGCUUAAAACUGGCAUAUACUCUGCUCAAUAAACUGGGGACCAAGACUGAGCCUGUCCUUCAACCUGGAGACAGAGUGGCAUUGGUUUAUCCAAACAGUGACCCUGGAAUGUUCUGGGUGGCUUUCUAUGGCUGCCUGUUAGCUGAAGUCAUUCCUGUCCCCAUUGAGGUACCUCUGUCACGUCAGGACGCAGGCAGCCAGCAGAUCGGCUUCCUGUUGGGCAGCUGUGGUGUGAGUUUGGCGCUGACCAGUGAGGUGUGCCUAAAAGGGCUGCCCAAGACACCAAAUGGGGAGAUUGUCCAGUUCAAAGGAUGGCCAAGGAUGAGAUGGGUUGUUACAGACACAAAGUACCUGACCAAACCAUCCAAAGACUGGCAACCUCACAUUCCCACUGCCAACACUGACACAGCCUACAUAGAGUAUAAAGCGAGUAAGGAGGGAACAGUGAUGGGAGUUGCCGUCUCCAAGAUUGCCAUGUUGACGCACUGCCAAGCCCUCACCCAGGCCUGUAACUACAGUGAAGGGGAGACCCUGGUCAACGUGUUAGACUGCAAAAAGGACAUGGGUCUGUGGCAUGGCGUCUUAACGAGUGUUAUGAACAGAAUUCACACCGUCACUGUGCCGUAUGCUGUCAUGAAAGCCUGCCCCAUGUCCUGGGUGCAGAGGGUUCACAUCCACAAAGCACGUGUGGCUUUGGUGAAGUGCAGAGAUCUUCACUGGGCCAUGAUGGCCCACAAGGAUCAGAAGGACAUCAACUUGUCUUCUAUACGAAUGCUGAUAGUUGCUGAUGGAGCAAACCCAUGGUCUGUGUCGUCGUGCGACGCCUUCCUGAAUGUGUUUCAGUCUCAUGGUCUGAGGCCUGAGUCCAUCUGUCCAUGUGCCACCUCACCAGAGGCCCUGACUGUGGCCAUACGCAGACCUGGUGCACGGGGAGCUCCGCUCCCAGCCAGAGCCAUCCUAUCCAUGGCUGGGCUUAGCCACGGCGUCAUCAGAGUCAACACAGAGGACAAGAACUCUGCUUUAACUGUCCAGGAUGUUGGCCACAUUAUGCCUGGAGCUCUGAUGUGCAUUGUUAAACCAGACGGGCCGCCACAACUGUGCAAAACUGAUGAGAUUGGAGAGAUAGUGAUCAACUCUCGUGCUGGAGGAACAAUGUACUACGGCCUUCCUGGUGUCACAAAGAACACAUUUGAGGUUAUUCCAGUCAACCAAGCUGGAGCACCUAUUGGAGAAAUCCCCUUUGCUAGGACUGGUUUACUUGGAUUUGUGGGUCCGGCAAUCGACAGUAUCCACCAGGUUGGCCUUUACUGCCUCGCUCUUGUGCCAGCCAACACGCUCCCAAAGACGCCAUUAGGAGGCAUCCACAUUUGUGAAACCAAGCAGAGUUUUCUGGAUGGAAACCUGCAUCCCUGCAACAUCCUCAUGUGCCCGCAUACGUGCGUAACAAACAUGCCCAAGCCACGACAGAAACAGCCAGUGGAUGUUGGUCCUGCCUCUAUGCUUGUUGGCAACCUGGUUGCAGGGAAGCGGAUUGCUCCGGCCACAGGCAGAGAGCUGGGUGUGGUGGAUGAUCAAGACCUCAUUCGAAAGCACCAAUUCCUGUCAGAAUCUCUGCAGUGGAGAGCCCAAACUGACCCUGAGCAUGUUCUCUAUGUGCUGCUCAACUCCAAGGGUGUACCGGUGUGCACAGCAACAUGUGCACAGCUACACAAGAGAGCAGAGAAAAUCACUGCCACUCUAUAUGAAAAAGGGGGCCUCAACACAGGCGACAACGUGGUGCUGCUUUAUCCCCCAGGCAUUGACCUGAUUGCUGCCUUCUAUGGCUGCCUCUACGCAGGGAUGAUCCCUGUGACAGUAAGGCCGCCUCACCCCCAGAACCUGGCUGCUACUCUCCCCACAGUCCGCAUGAUCAUUGAUGUGAGCAAAGCUGCCUGCAUCCUCACCACUCAGCCUCUCAUGAGGAUCCUCAGGUCCAGGGAGGCUGCAGCAAGCGUUAAUGUCAAAACAUGGCCAACUAUCAUCGACACAGAUGAUCUUCCCAGAAAGCGGCCUCCACAAAUCUACAAACCUCCUACAGCUGAGAUGCUGGCCUACCUGGACUUCAGUGUGUCCACCACCGGCAUGCUGACUGGAGUCAAGAUGUCUCAUGCAGCUGUCAGCACUCUUUGCCGCUCCAUUAAGCUGCAGUGUGAGCUUUACUCCUCCCGCCAAAUAGCCAUCUGCCUGGAUCCGUACUGCGGCCUGGGCUUUGUCCUUUGGUGCCUCUCCAGUGUUUACUCAGGUCACCAGUCUAUCCUUAUUCCUCCAAUGGAGCUGGAGACCUCGCUGCCUCUGUGGCUGACCACGCUCAGUCAGUACAAGAUCAGAGACACUUUCUGCUCCUACUCUGUCAUGGAGCUGUGCACCAAAGGCCUGGGAACGCAGACAGAGAUGCUGAAGGCGCGGGGUCUGAACCUGUCGUGUGUGCGGAGCUGUGUGGUCGUAGCUGAGGAGCGACCUCGUCUCGCCCUCUCUCAGUCCUUUUCCAAGCUCUUCAAAGAUCUUGGCCUGUCGCCUCGGGCCGUCAGCACCGCUUUUGGCUCUAGGGUGAAUCUGGCCAUCGGUUUACAGGGGACUUCUGGACCAGAUCCCUCCACCGUUUAUGUGGAUAUGAAGUCCCUGCGUCACGACAGGGUGAGACUGGUGGAAAAGGGAGCUCCACAGAGUCUUCCACUGAUGGAAUCUGGAACUAUUCUGCCAGGAGUCAGAGUCAUCAUAGUUAACCCAGAGACCAGGGGCCCACUGGGAGACUCCCAUCUUGGAGAGAUUUGGGUGAACUCUCCUCACAGCGCCAGCGGCUACUACACCAUUUAUGGAGAGGAGAGCCUGCAGGCGGAUCACUUCAACACCAAACUGAGCUUUGGGGAUCCGCAGACUCUCUGGGCCAGGACGGGAUACCUGGGCUUCAUCAAGAGAACUGAGCUGCUGGAUGCGAGUGGAGAUCGCCAUGAUGCCUUGUUUGUUGUGGGCUCUCUGGAUGAGACCUUGGAGUUGAGGGGGUUGCGUUAUCACCCCAUCGACAUUGAGACAUCUGUUUCCAGAGCCCACCGCAGCAUCGCAGAGAGUGCCGUGUUUACGUGGACCAACCUGCUGGUGGUGGUGGCGGAGCUCAGCGGCUCAGAGCAAGAGGCCUUAGAUCUGGUGCCGCUGGUCACUAACGUGGUCCUGGAGGAGCACCACCUCAUUGUGGGGGUGGUGGUCAUUGUCGACCCCGGGGUCAUCCCCAUCAACUCUAGAGGGGAGAAGCAGAGAAUGCAUCUGCGGGACUCCUUCCUAGCAGACCAACUUGACCCCAUCUAUGUGGCCUACAACAUGUGAACAACUUUCAGAGACUGAUGCAGAAAACUGAGCCAAGGUUGGAGAAGACCUGAGGGGCGUAAACCACGGCCGCCACCACGUCGGCUCUCAGAGACGUUCAAAAGAGAAAAGCAACGUGGGAAUGCAAGCACAGUGCCAGUGCUGUAACAAUGAAUGCUUCCCUUUUCAGAAACUAUUCCUGCUUUUGUUCCACCUGCUCGACUGCUGCAGCCCAGGUUCACCGGGAUUUCCAAGAACAAGGGUGAAAUCUUCUAUCCUCUUUCGAGGAAACGCAUCGUUCACUUUGAGGAAAUUUGAACUUCAUUUGCUCUCUGAAGCCCGUUUCUCCCUCUGCAUUCCUAAUCAUGUUUUUUAAGUAUUUUUAGUAUCUUGCUCCCAUCAAAGACGGAAGACUCGAUCAUUAAAUGUUUUUAAUUUUCAUUAUUUUGUCUUGUUUUUUUCAACAUCCAAACUUUUAAAGACAGGGGUGCACUGGAACUUCCUCCACCUUUUGCACGUCUGGCUUUGUGUCCUGCCUCCAAAGGAGAACCAACUGCUCACACCAGCUGCUGCUGCUUCCACUGGAAAAAAAUCCACAUCAGUAUUGAAAAAGAAGUGCCACCAGGGAGUCCCAUCCCGACUCUUUGACUUCCCACAAGGAGCACAGUGGCUCUGGCCUCCUCACCUGCUGUCAACCUGCAGACACAGCUUUGGCCUUCACUUGUCAAAAAAGUCCUAAAAAUACACUUAGAUUCCACCUCUAUGUUAAAAAAAAAAAAAAAAAAAGAACGAAUUGGUGAAUAUAAAACGGAUUUCUUCGUUUUCUUGUUUUUUUUUUUGUGUGCUAGGACAUGCUAAGGUAGAUAAGAUCAUUUUGAUAACCUUAUUUUAAGAAAUAUUAGCAGGACUUGCAGAUAUUUCUGGAGUUUAGGUGUGCAUGCGACCUGGAGGUGCAGCAGAUAUCUGCAUACAGAUUGCUAGAAAUGAUUUAAUAACAGAUAAACCAACAUGUCCUAAUUGGUUCAUCAGGAGGACAGUUUAAGAUAUAGCACAUGUUUUUGCCUCUCAUCAGCAACUAUAAAGAAACACAAAAUCCUAAGAAUAUCUACUAAAAAAUCAAGCCUUUAUAACCGACUGAAGGACACUGGGAAAAAAAUAUGCAGAUUUUAAAGAUUAUCUUCUUCUCAACCAUGUAACCAUGCAUAUUCAACUUUACUGGAGCAGAAGGAUCAUCAGAGGCUCUGCUGAUAUUACUAAUUCCCAGCUAGGCAUGGGUCAUUAUUAAAUUCCUAUGGUAUAAAAACAUUAAAGGAAAAUGCAGCAGAUUCAGUAUACUUAGACAUGUAGAUCUUUUUAAAUACUGAUUUACAAUAAUUUUUUGUGAUCCUAAACUGACUUGAAUUUGCUCCAAAAAACUUUUU
Messenger RNA from Cyprinodon variegatus (sheepshead minnow), 6091 nucleotides. RefSeq names its product disco-interacting protein 2 homolog B-A (gene dip2ba). NCBI's taxonomy places the organism in Eukaryota, Metazoa, Chordata, Actinopteri, Cyprinodontiformes, Cyprinodontidae. The coding region runs from base 174 to 4691 and encodes 1505 amino acids. The record is from RefSeq and is a predicted model, not a curated record. The transcript has 37 exons.